AUGCUUCGGGCAGUGCAGAAACGAUACGCCUCGACGGCUCCUUUGAUCCGUCCGAUCCAACGAGUAUUGGUAGCAAACCGAGGAGAGAUUGCUAUUCGGGUCCAGAAUACUGCUAGAAAGAUGGGAAUCGAGACCGUCGCUGUGUUUUCAGAUGCCGACCGUAACUCUCUUUUCGUCAAAAAGGCUGAUAAGGCCUACCACAUUGGUCCACCACUUGCUUCUGAAAGCUAUCUCAACAUGGAUAAAAUCAUUAACACAGCUCUCCGUUCUGGUGCCCAAGCCAUUCAUCCUGGAUACGGUUUCCUUUCUGAGAAUGCUGGGUUUGCUGAGAGAUGUGCUCAAGCAGGUCUGGUAUUCAUCGGACCACCAGCCCAAGCGAUUAGAGAUAUGGGAGCGAAGAACGUAUCUAAACAAAUCAUGGAAGAUGCAAAAGUUCCAGUUGUCAAAGGUUUCCAUGGAGAAGAUCAAUCUGAUGCCAAUUUGAAGAAGAAGUCACAAGAGAUUGGCUACCCAGUUAUGUUGAAAGCAGUGUAUGGAGGUGGUGGAAAAGGAAUGAGAAUCGCCUGGAACGAGGAAGAAUUCGAUGAGAAAUUGGCUUCAGCUCGUAACGAAGCAAAGAAGUCGUUCGGAAACGAUGAGAUGCUAGUCGAGAAGUUUGUUGAGAGACCAAGACACGUGGAAGUCCAAGUGUUCGGAGAUCAUCAUGGAAACUACGUACACCUCUGGGAAAGAGAUUGUUCAGUUCAAAGACGCCAUCAAAAAAUUAUCGAAGAAGCGCCAGCUCCAAAUAUGACUCACGAGAAUCGUCUCAAACUUGGAGAAUCAGCCGUCCGUGCAGCUGCUGCCGUUGGAUAUGUUGGAGCAGGAACUGUCGAAUUCAUCAUGGAUCCACGUGGAGAGUUCUAUUUCAUGGAGAUGAACACUCGUCUUCAAGUUGAGCAUCCAGUCAGUGAGGCUAUCACAGGAACUGAUUUGGUUGAGUGGCAACUUCGUGUCGCUCAAGGAGAGAAGCUUCCUUUGAAGCAAUCCGAAAUUCCACUGAACGGACAUGCUUUCGAAUGCCGUGUCUAUGCGGAAGACACUCGAAAGGGAGCAUUUAUGCCAACUGCAGGCCGUCUGAACUAUGUUGAUUUCCCAGAAGAUGCUAGAAUCGAUACCGGUGUCGUUUCAGGAGACGAAGUUUCUAUUCAUUACGAUCCUAUGAUCGCCAAGGUAAAUAAAUUCACCGAAAAAUAUUACCCCUGUUAUCAUAUUCAGGUUGUUGUUUGGGGUAAAGAUCGUAAUGUUGCUGCUGCCAAGCUGGAAAGCGCACUAGCCCGUACCCGUAUUUCGGGUCUUCCAACCAACAUCGAUUUCGUCCGACGUGUUCUUGCUCAUCCGGAAUUCGCUGCCGGAAACGUGUACACUGAUUUCAUCCCAGAUCAUCAUGAAGAACUUUUCGCUGAAGCAGAGACACCAGCCGAGAUUUUCGUUGAGUCCGCUGUUGCUCAUGCUUUGGCUGCACUCAAGAAAUCAGAUGCUGGAGUUUUCCAAAAUCUCUCAUUCUUCAGAAUUAACUUGGCUCCAAAAUAUGUGUACAAAAUUGAAGGAAAAGAUGUCACCGUCCAAUUUGAUUCCGAUCGUCGUCUCACUGUCUCUUACGACGGAAAUAGUUAUGAAACUCUUCUCAAUGACGUCCAAGCUCUCGGAGAUCAUGAAUUCAAAUUCACAGUAGAAGCAAACGGUAGACGUUGGUCUACGAUUGUCAAAGAUCUUCCAGAAACACUUAUGGUAAACGGGGUUGGUCAAAAUGAAUACGAAACUCCCGCAGUCCACGAGGCAUUCGAUUCGCUUGCUGGAGGAGCUGCUAGCCAUUCAGCUGUCGCACCUAUGCCAGGAAUCAUCGAGAAAAUUUUAGUGAAGCCAGGAGAUCAGGUCACCACCGGACAAGCUUUAGUGGUCAUGACAGCAAUGAAAAUGGAAUACAUUAUUCGGGCACCAGAAGAUUCGAAAAUCGAACACAUCAAAUGUCAAGCUGGGAAGAAUGUUCCAAAGAACGCCGUUCUUGUGCAAUUCGCCUAA
Caenorhabditis briggsae is the source of this 2061-nucleotide messenger RNA. The record is from RefSeq and is a predicted model, not a curated record. Gene Ontology annotation, molecular function: metal ion binding; ATP binding; methylcrotonoyl-CoA carboxylase activity. Gene Ontology annotation, cellular component: mitochondrion. NCBI's taxonomy places the organism in Eukaryota, Metazoa, Nematoda, Chromadorea, Rhabditida, Rhabditidae. The coding region runs from base 1 to 2061 and encodes 686 amino acids. The transcript is spliced from 7 exons.